CGAACUUUCUGCUGCACAAGAGUGGGCUGUUGUUGAAAACCGCGUGAGCGAGCGUCGAUUGAUUAGCAUUGUCAGCCAUGGGUGCACAUCUCUCGAAGAAUGCAUUCCCUGUGCAUGCAAAGACCGUCCUGGUGACAGGCGGGUCGCGGGGUCUCGGCCUUGAAGUCAGUCGACAGCUGGCCGCAAAGGGGGCCAACAUUGUCAUCGUUGCGAGAGACACAGGACGGCUUAAGAGAAGCAUCGAAUAUAUCAGAGCCGGAGCUGCUUCGCCAACUACCCAGCGGUUCCACCAGAUCAGUGCCGACCUGACACAAGAUGAGGCGGCAAGCACUGUCAUAGCCGAAGUGACGGCAUGGAACUCGGGUCCGCCUGACAUUGUGUGGUGCUGUGCUGGGAGCUCCCACCCGACAAUCUUCCUUGAUACAGAACCGGUUCAAUUCCGGUCGCAGAUGGACUCAAAUUAUUUCUCGACCCUGUAUAUAGCCCACGCCGCGCUCAGAGCAUGGUUGAAACCCGAGAAUCUGGGAAUGAAGGAGGAUUCUACAUCAGCUGCUCCCUCGAGGCAACUCGUCUUCACUUCGUCGUUUCUGGCUCUUUACCCUAUUGCGGGAUACUCUCCAUAUAGCCCAAGCAAGGCGGCUCUUCGAUCUCUGUUCGACACUCUGUCGCAGGAGACCAAACUUUACACUGCCUGCUCAGUGGGAGUUCACCUCGUCCUUCCUGCCUCAAUUCUUGGUGAGGCAUUGGACAGCGAGAACAGAAUCAAGUCAGAUCUCACAAAGAUGCUGGAGGAGUCAGAUGAAGGACUGCCAUCUGCUGUGGUGGCAGCGAAGGCCAUCAAGGGGCUGGAGAGCGGGCACGAGCUGGUGACGACGGACUUGAUGACGAGAUUUGUCAUGUGUGGGACAUUGGGUGCCAGCGUCAGGGGUGGCUUCUUGAAAGGGCUCCUCGACUGGUUCCUAGGAUGUCUUGCACUGCUCGUUCUGGUCUUUGUCAGGCAAGACAUGGACUCCAAGGUCAGGAAAUGGGCAAAAAGAUUCGGAGAUUCAGGAUUCCGAUAGCUCGUCGUGGAAGUUUCUAUAUGGGUAGUAAUCAAGCCUGAUAUUCGAUCCAUCAGUCCAACUUGCAACAAAAAAAGUAACUAACCUUAUGCAGCCUAAUAUGAUUACUUCCUUGUUCUUCGGUAGAGAGCUGCACUGGCCGGUAGUC
This is a messenger RNA of Cryphonectria parasitica EP155, 1209 nucleotides long. RefSeq names its product NAD(P)-binding protein. Gene Ontology annotation, cellular component: endoplasmic reticulum membrane. Lineage: Eukaryota; Fungi; Ascomycota; Sordariomycetes; Diaporthales; Cryphonectriaceae. Bases 78 to 1061 code for a protein of 327 amino acids. Gene Ontology annotation, biological process: sphingolipid biosynthetic process. The transcript is spliced from 2 exons. Gene Ontology annotation, molecular function: 3-dehydrosphinganine reductase activity. The record is from RefSeq and is a predicted model, not a curated record.